AUGACGCCCUUUAAAGCUCUUUAUGGAAGACCACCACCUCAUAUUCCAAAUUACCAAGGUGGAACAUCCCUGGUAGAAGAGGUAGAUCAAGCCAAGCUCUCUCGAGAUGCCAUUUUGCAGCAACUCAAAAUAAACCUACAUGCAGCAAUUAACUGCAUGACCCAAAUGGCUAACUCUAAAAGAAGAGACGUGGAAUUCCAGGUGGGCGAUCUAGUCUUUCUCAAACUCCACCCGUACCGACAACAGACUGUUCAUAGGCGAACCUAUCACAAGCUGGCCAGUCGAUAUUAUGAGCCAUACCAAAUUGAAGAACAAAUCGGCAAGGUGGCCUAUAAACUUCGACUUCCCGAGGGCUCGCGCAUCCACCCAGUUUUUCACAUUUCCCUACUCAAAAGACAGGUGGGCGAAAUCACUGCCACUAGCACCGAAUUACCACCCAUAAACGAGGAGGGAGAACUUGUCACAGAACCGGUAGCCAUUCUGGAUACCCGUUGGGUGAAGAAAGGAUCCACCUUCGUGGAAGAAAGCCUCGUUCAAUGGAAGAACCUUCCCAACGAAGAUGCCACAUGGAAAAUUCUCAAGAGUUGCGUGAUAAGUACAUAA
This is a messenger RNA of Nelumbo nucifera (sacred lotus), 603 nucleotides long. RefSeq lists its product as uncharacterized. The record is from RefSeq and is a predicted model, not a curated record. NCBI's taxonomy places the organism in Eukaryota, Viridiplantae, Streptophyta, Magnoliopsida, Proteales, Nelumbonaceae.